Molecule: messenger RNA, 1188 nt
Organism: Colletotrichum abscissum
Lineage: Eukaryota; Fungi; Ascomycota; Sordariomycetes; Glomerellales; Glomerellaceae
Product: repetitive proline-rich cell wall protein
Exons: 4
Coding region: 1-1188 (395 amino acids)
Source: RefSeq, a predicted model, not a curated record
AUGAAGUUCACUACUGCUCUGCUGGCUCUGGCCGCCACUGCUCUUGCAACCGAGGACCACGACUGGGGUAAGGAUAAGACCAAGACUAUUGUCACGGAAGUCCUGACCACGUACACGACCGUGUGCCCUGUUACAAUCACAAAGCCCGGCGAACACACCACUCAGUAUGAGACUAUCACCACCACGUCCACCGUUGUAGAGAAGCACCCCACGACGAUCUAUGAGACCCUUCCAGGCGCCACUGAAGUCGUGACGGAAAUAGACACUGACUACACCACCUACACGACCUACUGCCCGAUUACGGAGACGAUCGUUGGAGAAGGCACCACUAAGACUGUUGUGUACACCACACUCAGCACCGUCGUCGAAAAGAAGCCGACCAAGAUCAUCGAGACCGUUCCCGGCCCGACGGCCGUAGUGACGGCCACGGAUGUCCAGCUUACAACCCUCACAAGCCUCUGCCCGGUCACGGAGACCUACACCGAGGGCGGCAAGACCUGGACCAAGACGUACACCACCACAUCCACCAUCGUGACUCACGUUCCUACCAAGGUCUGGCAGACUGAGAAGCUCCCUGACGUCACCAAGACGGAGAAGGACAUCGAGUACACCACCAUCACUUCUCUUUGCCCUGUGACCGAGACCAAGACUAUUGGCGGAGAGACGGUAGUCGUCACUUACACAUCUACCUCAACCAUCGUCACGGAAGUUCCCACCAAAGUGGACGUCUGGACGACCGUAAAGACCACUCAGCAUCUUUCCACAGAAGUCUACGAGACCAUUACAAAGCCCGUGACGACUUAUCAGACCAUCGAGCACGGAGAGACGGUUUGGAUCACUGCCACAGGCACCAAAACCAUUACCGUCGAGAAGGUCCACACCCUGACGGAAGUCAUUGUCGAGACCAAGACGGCACACGUCGAGGUCACCCAGGCCGUGACCGUGGGCGGCGAGAGUGUCGUGACGCAAAAGUCAUGGGUCUACAUCACCGUGUCGGGAACUGUGUACGCCACGCAGACCCGGCCCGCCAGCACCGUCGUCGUCCCUACAACAAGCGCCGUGAUCCUUCCCCCGGUCACGGCGUCGAGCCAGGCUCCAGUGGUCGUGCCUACUGCUGCUGCCGACGCCCGCAGAGCGCCGGGGGCUGCCUUGCUGGCUGGCCUCGUUGGUGCCGUUGCUCUCCUCUAG